Trichoderma asperellum CBS 433.97 is the source of this 1458-nucleotide messenger RNA. RefSeq lists its product as uncharacterized. The record is from RefSeq and is a predicted model, not a curated record. Gene Ontology annotation, molecular function: dipeptidase activity. NCBI's taxonomy places the organism in Eukaryota, Fungi, Ascomycota, Sordariomycetes, Hypocreales, Hypocreaceae.
CGUCAUGGGCACAUUGGCGAGAUAUAUAUUUGUUCAAGAGUGCUCACAUUAGCUUUGGUCAAUAUCUCUGCCCACUAUCCAGAAGCUAUCUAUUACUUCAACGUUUUUAUAACAUUGUAUAUCAUAAACAUGGGUAGCAAAGUCGAUAUUGAGCAAGCACGGCAGCUUGUCAACUCUCAUCUUGACGAGGUGAGCUCGCAGCUCCGCGAGGUCAAUAGAGCAAUCCAUGAUAAUCCCGAACUUGCCUACAAAGAGUUUCAAGCACACGACACAAUUACCUCCUUCUUGGAGAAGCAAGGAUUUGAUGUAAAGCGAAAGACUUGGGGCCUUGACACCAGCUUCGAGGCUACCAUUGGCUCUGGUGGGCGUCAAGUUGUUGUGUGUUGCGAGUACGAUGCGUUGCCAGACAUCGGGCAUGGCUGUGGCCACAAUCUCAUUGCCACAUCGUCUAUAGCUGCGUUCCUUGGAGCCGCUCAUGCUCUAUCCAAACUGGGUGUCCCAGGCAGGCUGAGAAUUCUGGGAACACCCGCAGAAGAAGGUGGUGGCGGCAAGGCCAAACUGAUUACCGCUGGUGCCUUCAACCCCCCAGAAGACAUUGCUGCGUCUAUCAUGGCCCAUCCCAUGUCUAUCCAUCGCUUGAUUGGCUCAGGAGGCAGCCAAGUCUCUGGCAUCGCAGGGUUAGAUCUCAUUGCCAGCUUCAAGUUCCGUGUCGAGUUCCGCGGUGUAACAGCACAUGCGGCCGGCGAGCCUUGGAAUGGCGUCAACGCUCUUGAUGCUGCCGUUGCUGCGUAUAACAAUGUGUCGCUUCUGCGCCAACAGAUCCGCCCUGACGAGAGGAUCCAUGGCGUAAUUGAAGUUGGCGGGACUGUACCAAAUGUCAUUACCGAUUACACGCGUAUGAACUGGUAUGUACGAGCUCCUACGACUAAGCAUGGGGAGCUUUUGAUGGAGCGAGUAAAGGCUUGUAUGGAGGCAGCUGCUGCAGCAACUGCUUGCAAGGUCAAUUAUAUUCCGACGGAUACGUAUGAGAGUGUCAUGUCUAAUCCUGUACUAUGUAAGACGUAUAUCGAGGACAUGGCUGUACUCGGCGAAAAGGUUGAUAUGAAGCUCCUUGAGAGCUUCAACGCCUCAACCGACAUGGGCAAUGUCACUCACGUGGUGCCUGGCAUCCACAGUGGAUUCGGCAUCCAGACAGCACCGAAUGUCUCUCUGCAUAGUCGCGAGUUUGCCGCUGCUGCAGGGACGGACGAUUCGCAUGAGGUGGCAAUGAAGAGCGGAAAGGGGAUGGCAAUGCUGGCUAUAAGAGUCCUAGUUGACGAUGCAAUUGCUGAAAGUGCAAGGGCCGAAUUUAACAAGCGAUACGAUUAGAAGAACGAAAGGUUCUCAGUAAUAACUGUAAAACGCGUGAAACGCAUACACAUUGAGUCUAAAAAUUAAGCCAAAUUCAAAGAAUCCAUC